AUGGCCGAUGUUGCUCGUCCGGAUCCAAUCUCAUGGCAGCACAUUGUGGAAUCAAGUGAGGGAGAUCCAUGCAGCUCAAAUGAUACAGCAGUGCCGGAAGAGCUUGCCCUUCUUGCCGAUAAGUAUACAUUUAGUUUUGGUGAGCAAAAAUCACUGCAAAAAGAUGUGAUUGAACUCAAGAAGAAAAUACGCACCUCAUGUAACAAACAAAUGCGUAUUAAGCAAGGAUACGUGCAAAUGCAGAAAGUGACAAAAGAAAGGAAGCAAUCAGAUUUUCUGAAAAAAGAAAUCCGAGAUUUGAGUGAUCAGAUCAGUGAUAUGAAAGACGAUUUGCAAACAUUGGACAUGUAUGACAGUGGUGCAUUUGAUGAUGGUGAUGAUAUAAAUGGUAUGCCAAAUUCGCCUUCAGAAGACGCUUUAACGGCAGAUGGUUCAUCUGAUGGUGCGGGUCUCGAAUUAAGUGCCGAAAAUUCGGAAACUGUGACUAAUAGCCGGCUUACUAGUUUGCAGAAAGAGUUGGAUAAAGAAAUGAAAGUGAAAGAUGGUCUUGAACGUUUCCUUGCUAUCGGUCAAACAAAUCGUAAAUUACAAGAAGAAUCAAAGAGUAUGUUAUUCGAUUCGAAAGCAAAAAUUGCACUACUUCGAAUGCAAAUCGAAAAAAUGCAACGACAGGAGCAAGUUGAUGCUGGCUUAUCCGGUAAAACGAUACCAACAAAGACAGAAAUGAUCGUUGAUGAUCUUCUGUUUAGGCUGCGUAAAGAAGCUGCAAUUGCCGAAGGAGCUCGAAAUAUGAUCAGAAUACUGAGUAGUCAAAGAAAGAGCGAUGGGAAAAGUCUUUCGCAGGCUUUCGAUAAUCAGAUGCAAUCCGAGGAAAAACUUGACCUUAUACGAUUAGCUUUAGCCAAGUAUAGUGCACGGUUACCAAACGAUUCGCCAAAAAAAAAUGAAAUUCGUGACGCCAUUUUGGAAUCGGAGCGCUUACCUCUCACGGGUCAUUAUCAUCAUCAUCGUGAUGGAACAUUCAGUCCACCAAGCUCUGCUCCUGGAAGUCCAUCACAGGAUGAUUCAAAAUCUGCAAGUUUACCACGUUUAGCGCUUUCAUUGAAACGGCUUUAUGCAUUGCCAUCAUUAGCUGUUAGUGGACGUCUGGAAGUAAGAUUAAUUGGCUGUCAAAAUCUGAUGGUCGACAUACCUCGUCGUUUACCGCGAACAGAUAUCUCAUCAGUGGUUACAACUGCUGGUGACAGUUUGUCUGGUUUCACGCAGAAAACACGUAACACGCGUGGGAAUGGUCCACGAACAUCAAGGAUUUCCAUGGGUCAACAAGUAAACGACUCGAUUGUUACUGUAGCUCUUUGUGCAGCAAAUGAUUCUGAUAUUUCUACUUUAAGACAAGAUCGUCAUCAGUGUGGUGUUCUUCGUCCAGCGCAGCAACAGAUUCAUUGUAUGUUUUUCUCAUUACUUUUUACCGGAACAGCAAAGCUCUCGCCAAAUGAUGAAGUUACGGCAACAGUCUUGUUAGAUAGCCGUGAAGUGGCUAGCACUGAUUCACGGCCAGUUUCACAACAAGCAUGGGAUCAGCAUUUUAGUAUCGAUUUAGAUAGGUCAAAAGAACUGGAAAUUGAAAUUCGGUAUCGUGAUUGGCGCUCCAUUUGUGCAUUUACAGUUGUCAAAUUAGGUGAUAUAGUCGAACCAUCGGAACGAGCUGGCAUGGUACUGAACCUGGAACCUCAAGGAGAUUUGUUUGCUGAGUUCAAAUAUUUGAAUCCAGUUGUUAGUAGGAAGCCUAAGCUUGAACGACAAAAGCGUCUUUUCAGAGUGAAAGAAAGGAAGGAAAUAGCGAGUGCGAAGAAGCAGCUUGGUGUUGCCGCAUGGAGCCGCUUAAUGAAGCAGUUUGGAGGUUCACAGUCGAAUGAAAGUAUCGAGCCAGUUUUAAGCCCGACAUACGGUGGUUUAUAUACCGCUGCUAAUACUACAGCCACUGCUCCUUUGCCACCAGUUGCAAAGAGUGCUCAUACAUUACCAUCGCGUUUGACUGUAGAUCGACCUCUAACUUCAUCGACUUCUGGAUUAUUUGCACCAGAAAGUAGUCAUAUGCGACCAGUACUUCCUUCUCUUCUUCCUAGUUCUAUACGUUUUGGAGAUUCUUCAGAAAUGUCGAAAACAAAACAAAACCAACGAUUCUAUGAACAACCAAAGAUACCACCAGUGAUACCAUCUCGACCAUCUCCAAAAACUCAAGUUGUGGCAUCUCGCAUCGAAUCUCCACCACCCUUGCCAACAUCCAAACCGCCACCCUUGACACAUAGAAGGACGUCACGAAUCACUUCACCUGCAAUUUCUAGUCUUACAAUCGACAAAUUUCACCUUAUUUCCGUUUUAGGAAGAGGGCAUUUCGGAAAAGUUAUACUUGCGAAGUAUAAAGGAAAUGGCGAAUAUUAUGCGUUGAAAGUGCUGAAAAAGGGUGAUGUGCUUGGUCGUGAUGAAGUAGAAUCAUUGAUGAUUGCAACGUCUCGUCGUCAUCCUUUUCUCGUUAAUCUUUUCGCAUGUAUGCAGUCAAAAGAACAUGUUUUUUUCGUUAUGGAAUACUCGAUGGGUGGUGAUCUUAUGCGACAUAUACAUGAUGAUAUUUUUACCGAAGAACGAAGCUGUUUUUAUGCAGCAUGUGUUUUGUUAGGACUUGAAUUCCUGCAUGCUAAUAAUAUCAUUUAUAGAGAUCUCAAAUUGGAUAAUCUUUUGCUGGAUCGAGAAGGUUAUGUGAAAUUAGCUGAUUUUGGUUUAUGUAAAGAAGGUAUGGGGCCAACUGAUAGGACUUCAACGUUUUGCGGUACUCCGGAAUUUCUUGCACCUGAGGUAUUAACUGAGAAUAGUUAUACUCGUGCAAUUGAUUGGUGGGGGCUUGGUGUGCUGAUUUUCGAAAUGCUGGUGGGUGAACCACCGUUUUCCGGUGAAGAUGAGGAGGAGAUAUUUGAUUCCAUUGUAAAUGAUGAUGUACGCUAUCCACGUUUUCUUUCUAUUGAAAGUAUUUCAAUUAUGAGAAGACUUAUGCGGAAGAAUCCUGAGAAACGUUUAGGUUCUGGACAGAAUGAUGCCCUCGAUGUAAAGCAGCAACGAUUUUUCAAGCAUGUGAAUUGGGAUUGGGAUAAGCUUUUGAACAAAGAAAUCAGGCCGAAAUUUGUUCCACAAAUUAAGAAUCUGGAAGAUGUCAGCAAUUUUGAUGAAGAAUUUACGAAAGAAACACCGCGCUUUUCAUCAGCGAAAGACAAGCGACUCAUUACUGAUGCUGACCAGAUGCUGUUCAAAGAUUUUGAUUUUUCUUUGAUUCAUUAA
This is a messenger RNA of Acanthocheilonema viteae, 3330 nucleotides long. NCBI's taxonomy places the organism in Eukaryota, Metazoa, Nematoda, Chromadorea, Rhabditida, Onchocercidae. The record is from the annotation of a GenBank genome assembly.